GAACAUUCUGGAGAGUGUUUCAAAGUCUUAGAAUUAAAGAAAUGGCCAAGGGAGAAAGAAAAUGUUAAUUUAAUUAAGACUGUCAGACAAAGUCAAACUUAGUGCUGCUAUUGUGACCAGCGUCUCUAUCUUUAUGUGUGUUUUCAGAGUACGAGAUGAGAAAAGAGAGAGACUGGGCUCUGGUGUUGCAGCCAGAGGGCGGUGGCAUCUCUCUCUCUCUCUCUCUCUCUCUCUCUCUGCGUAAACUAGAGACUGGUGGAGGAGCAGAGCAGAGCACAGCGCACACGCUGAGAGGAGAGCCAGUGCUGUUGUCACUAGCCGACAGAACCUGUCGUUACUUUAUUCCAAACACCCCUUACUCCCCCGCAGCUUCACCUGAUCCUACACUGACGGGGCUUAAACUUGAGGACGUUUACCUUCCCCAGAUUUUGUCUUUUGGACUCUUGAUUGGUUACCAAAGGUCGCUAGUGGAAAUAGGAGGCGGGGGGAGAGUGCUCACUGUCUCCCCCAACCGUGAUCGGAGGAGUUUGUGAUCGUUUUACGCACAGCUUGUAAUGGGUAAAAGUGGAGAGAGGAGCGGAGGUAGACCCCGGGGAAGCUGGAAGAACAGUUGCAGCAGGAGCAACAGCAGCAGGAGCUUGGUGAGGAUGUGCGCCACGCCGGCUUUCCCUCUCCUCCUCCUGGCGCUCGUUCGGUCAGGAGUUACCCAAGUGAGAGAUGAUGAUGAUUUCUUGAGCCUAAGUGAGCUCCCAGAGACCUUUCCUUCAGAUCCGCCUGAGCCUCUACCUCAUUUCCUGUUUGAACCAGAGGAGGGCUACAUCAUCAAGAACAAGCCUGUCAAUCUCUACUGCAAAGCUACACCUGCCACACAGAUUUACUUCAAGUGCAACAGUGAGUGGGUCCAUCAGAAGGACCACACGGUGGAGGAGAGGGUGGAUGAAAACUCAGGACUCGUGGUACGUGAAGCCAGUAUAGAGAUAACACGGCAGCAAGUGGAAGAGCUCUUUGGACCCGAAGAUUACUGGUGCCAGUGUGUGGCAUGGAGCUCAGCUGGAACCACCAAGAGUCGCAAGUCACAUGUGCGCAUUGCAUACCUCAAAAAGAAUUUUGAGCAGGAACCUCUGGGAAAGGAAGUUUCUCUGGAGCAGGAAGUCCUGUUACAGUGUCGCCCUCCCGAAGGGAUACCCACUGCUGAGGUGGAAUGGCUUAAAAAUGAAGAGAUCAUUGACCCAGUGGAGGACAGAAACUUUUACAUCACCAUCGACCACCACCUGAUCAUCAAGCAGGCCCGUCUGUCCGACACAGCCAACUACACCUGUGUGGCCAAGAACAUAGUGGCCAAAAGGAGAAGCACCACAGCCACUGUUAUUGUUUACGUGAACGGCGGUUGGUCCACGUGGACAGAGUGGUCAGUGUGCAGCAGCCGCUGUGGCAAAGGUUUCCAGAAACGGACCAGAAGUUGCACUAAUCCUGCACCUCUGAACGGAGGACUGCCCUGUGAAGGACUGGCCAUUCAGAGACUGUCCUGCACCACAAUGUGCACAGUGGAUGGUGUGUGGACAGAGUGGAGUAAGUGGUCCGCCUGUGGGACAGAGUGUACCCAGUGGAGGAGGAGGGAGUGCAACAACCCUGCUCCUAAAAAUGGAGGAAAGGACUGCGAAGGACUCGUGCUUCAGUCACAGAACUGUACCGACGGACUCUGCAUGCAAAGUUCAUUGUUUCAGAAGUCCAAAGAAAAGAGUGGUUUUGGAGUCUCAUCUGCUCCAAGUACUGACGAUGUGGCUCUUUACGUGGGUAUCGUCAUUGCGGUGAUCAUGUGCCUGGUCAUCUCUGUCAUCGUGGCACUCUUUGUCUACCGCAAGACACAUCGAGACUUUGACUCUGUCAUUAUUGACACUUCGGCGCUCAAUGGAGGCGUCCAGUCGGUCAAUAUCAAAACGGCCAGAUCAGCUGAUCUUCUCACCGUGCCUCCUGACUUGACAAAUGCAGCUGCCAUGUAUCGAGGUCCAGUCUAUGCGCUUCAUGAUGUUUCCGAUAAAAUCCCAAUGACUAACUCCCCUCUCUUGGACCCUCUCCCCAACUUGAAGAUUAAAGUGUACAACUCCUCUGGUCUGGUUACACCACAGGAUGACCUCGGUGGAGACUUCACCUCCAAACUUUCUCCUAAGAUAACACAGUCAUUGAUGGAAAACAGUGACACGAUGAACCUCUGUAACCAGAGCUUAGCCCGGACCAGAGAUCCCUCCUGUUUGGCUCAUGGAUCCUUUAACAAUCAGGGAGGACACCUCAUCGUUCCAAAUUCUGGUGUAAGUUUGUUGGUUCCAGCCGGUGCAGUGCCUCAUGGCAGGGUGUAUGAGAUGUAUGUGACGGUGCACAGGAAGGACAGCUUGAGACCCCCAGUAGAGGACGUACAGACCAUGCUGAGUCCAGUGGUCAGCUGUGGACCCCCAGGACUCCUGCUGACCAGGCCCUUGAUCCUCACCGUUCACCACUGCGCUGACAAUGUCCAGGAAGACUGGCUCAUUCAGCUGAAGAACCAGCUGGCCUUGGGAGAAUGGGAGGAUGUGGUCGUGGUAGGAGAGGAAAACUUCACCACCCCCUGCUACGUGCAGAUGGACUCAGAGGCAUGUCACAUCCUGACAGAGACACUGGGGACGUACUGCCUGGUGGGACAAUCGAUGGGUAAAGCAGCUGCCAAGAGGUUUAAACUGGCUGUUUUUGGACCAGUCUGCUGCACAACUCUGGACUAUCACAUCAGGGUCUACUGUUUGGAUGACACACAGGAUGCACUCAAGGAGGUUCUUCAAAUGGAGACCCAGAUGGGCGGAAAACUUUUGGAUGAGCCAAAAACACUGAACUUUAAAGACAGCACACACAACCUGAGACUGUCCAUCCACGACGUGCCACACACACAUUGGAAGAGCAAGCUCAUUGCAAAGUAUCAGGAAAUCCCAUUCUACCAGGUGUGGAGCGGCAGUCAGAGAACUCUUCAUUGCUCUUUCACUCUGGAGAGACUGAGCUCCACCACCACAAACGUCAGCUGCAAACUGUGUGUGCGGCAAGUGGAGGGAGAAGGACAGAUCUUUCAUCUUAGCAGCACUUUGGAGGAGGAGGUCCAAUGCAUAGACACGUCACUGAUGGACCCUGCCAGCAACAUCACAGCGCUAGUGGGGCCCAACGCUUUCCGCAUCCCUUUAUCCAUUAGGCAGAAGCUGUGUGGAAGCCUGGACGCACCACAGACAAGAGGCAACGACUGGAGGAUGCUGGCCCACAAACUCAACCUGGACAGGUACCUGAACUACUUUGCCACCAAGUCCAGUCCAACAGGUGUGAUUCUAGACCUUUGGGAGGCCCAGCACUUCCCCGACGGAGACCUCAUUGAACUGGCCGCUGUGCUGGAGGAGAUGGGUCGCCAUGACAGUAGCCUUGCCUCCAUGACAACGGAACAUUGACAAAAUAGAAUGGUCACUGAGACAAUUACACGUGAAUUCUCCACGCUUGUUGCCGAAGCGAGGGCUAUGAACGACUUUGAUGUGAGUGGAAAAGAGAAGUUGUUGCCAUGGUGAUUGAGCAAUACCAUGGUAAUCACACUGGCAUGGUAACAGCCUGGGGUUGGAGGGGGCCCUGCUGGGACUGGGACUACAUGUGUAUCUUUUCUAUGUGCAUUUGUGCGACGUUGCUGUGUCUUGUGUGACUGUUAGACAGAAGAAGCCUACCUACAACAAAAACAGGAAUCAGGAAAACAACACAAUACACGCCUAAAAAAUACUUUGUUUGGUGUAAAAGGACAGUCAUUUUGUUGCUGUUUACUUUAUACUGAAUAAUGAUGAGCAUACAGAAAAAAAAAACUACAGUGCCGUGAAAAAGUAUUUGCCCCCUUCCUGAUUUCUGUGUUUUUUGCA
Molecule: messenger RNA, 3902 nt
Organism: Cynoglossus semilaevis (tongue sole)
Lineage: Eukaryota; Metazoa; Chordata; Actinopteri; Pleuronectiformes; Cynoglossidae
Product: netrin receptor UNC5C-like
Exons: 18
Coding region: 555-3452 (965 amino acids)
Biological process (GO): axon guidance; netrin-activated signaling pathway
Cellular component (GO): membrane
Molecular function (GO): protein binding; netrin receptor activity
Source: RefSeq, a predicted model, not a curated record